Phyllopteryx taeniolatus (common seadragon) is the source of this 710-nucleotide messenger RNA. Its product is annotated as gamma-crystallin M3-like. The transcript has 3 exons. Gene Ontology annotation, biological process: visual perception; lens development in camera-type eye. Lineage: Eukaryota; Metazoa; Chordata; Actinopteri; Syngnathiformes; Syngnathidae. Gene Ontology annotation, molecular function: structural constituent of eye lens. Bases 51 to 605 code for a protein of 184 amino acids. The record is from RefSeq and is a predicted model, not a curated record.
AAAAAUAAAGGGUUAAACCAGGUACAGGACACCACAGCAACACAACCAGUAUGAGCAAAACCGGCAGCAGCAUGAGGGGCAAGAUCGUCUUCUACGAGGAGAGGAACUUCCAGGGUCGCUCCUAUGAGUGCACAAGCGACUGCGCUGACAUAUCCUCCUACCUGAGCAGGUGCCAGUCUUGCCGCGUGGAGAGCGGCUGCUUCAUGGUCUAUGAGCGCCCCAACUUCAUGGGUAACCAGUACUUUAUAAGAAGGGGCGAGUAUACCGACUCCAUGAGCAUGAUGGGCAUGAGAGACUGCAUCAAGUCCUGCCGCAUUAUUCCCAAGCACAGAGGUCAGUUUAGGAUAAAGAUCUUCGAGAGGGAGAACUUCAGUGGCCAGUCCAACGAGCUGAUGGAUGACUGCGACAACAUCAUGGAACGCUUCAACAUGAAUGAAUGCAUGUCCUGCCAGGUGAUGGAGGGCCCCUGGCUGAUGUUUGAACAGCCCCAGUUCCGUGGGAAGAUGAUAUACGUGAGGCCCGGCGAGUACCGCAGUUUCAGGGAGUUGGGCCUAAGCAGCAUGAGGGUCAUGAGCAUGAGGCGCAUCACGGACUCCUGCAACUAAAUGUAUAAAAUAAAAUAAAAAUCAAUUAAACAAAGUAUACUGUGCACUAUUGUACCAUUUGCCAAACAUUCAACUUUACUUUGUAAAUAAAGAAGACUACCUCGA